Messenger RNA from Paramecium pentaurelia, 2917 nucleotides. Lineage: Eukaryota; Ciliophora; Oligohymenophorea; Peniculida; Parameciidae. The record is from the annotation of a GenBank genome assembly.
AUGAAUUCAGAAUUAGGAUCUUAUACAGAGCGUGCUCCACUAAAGACUUAACCUUCAAUCCCAAAACAACCUUAAAGACCUGCAUUCUUAAAAACAGUUAAUUUAAAGACUUUGCAAAAUCAUAAAAUAGUUUCUUUUCAAAAUAGAAUCUGGAGAGAUAAAGCAUUACUAGUAUUAAUAUAAGUACUUCGGUUUAUUUCUCUAAUUACUCGAAGUCCUUUUGCAUCUAAGUUUUCAUUGUUGGAUGGAAACAUGUUCAGAAUAAUAGGUGAUAAAGCAGCAGACUUCAAUUACUAUUUGUUACAUGAUUACUUUAAAUAUAUGGUAGUAUAAUUAAAUAAAUUAAGAAACCUUAACCAUCAUCUAGAUUAAAAUACUUUAUUUAAAAACAUCUUUACAAAUGCUGUUAUAUGAAGGGAUUAUUAGAUUCAAUUAUCAAUUUAAAGAUCAUUUUAGAACCAGAAUCUAUAUUUCUUAUUGUUUGGAAUUUAAUUCUACUCCUUAACAUAAAUCUUAACAUACUUUAUAUUACAGUGAGGUUUUCAUUUGAUUUUGAAAAUUAUCCACCUGAGAAAUUUUAAAUUUGCGAAGAAUUUCUAUUUAAAAUUCCAUUCUACCUCUAUUUAUUUGAUGUAAUAAUAAAAUUGAAUACAUGCUAUUAUGAAUUAGGAUAUCUUGUAAGAGAUCGAAAUAAAAUCAUGGCCAACUUCUAUAAAAACCGUAAUAUCCAAAUAAUUAUUAGAAUUAUUGAUUAAUCUUCUGAUUAUUGUACCAGCAAUUAUAUAUUUGAUUGGUCUAACUGAAUUGCCAUUAUAUUUAUUUUUGAUAAUGAAAGGUUUUUCUAUCCCAGAGAUUAUGGAAUCUAUUAUAGAUAGAAUGGAAUUAACUACUAAUUAUUGGGUAACAUAUGAUCUGUUUCGAUUGAUUUAUGUUAUUUUAUAUUAAUCUCAUAUAUGUUGUUGUGGAUUGUAUUAUGUAGGUUUAUUAGAUUAGGAAACUUCAUGGUUAAUAACUAAUAAUUUGAUAAAUGAAACUUGGAUUAUUAAAUAUGUAAAAGUUAUAAUUUAUAAAAUAGCUAAGCACAUAUUAUUGGAGUAUAGUUACUAUGACAACUAUAGGAUAUGGAGAUAUAACUCCUUAAAAUUUAAUAGAAAAAGUCUAUCUAAUUUUUGUUGCUAUAGUUUCAUGCUGUACUUUUGGAUAUUCAAUUAAUAGUAUUGGUUAAAUACUUGGAUAAUUAUAAUCAAAAAAUCAUUAAAUAAGAGUUGAUUUAAAUGAUCUUAAGUAAUUUCUAAGAGUAAGAGGUUAUAAUAAUAAAUUAUAAAUUAAAAUUUUGAGAUUUUUUGAAUUUUUAUGGAAAGAUUAAAGUAAUGAAAAUAAGUUAGAUCUUAAUAAAUUUAAUUAAUAACUACCAUCUCAUCUAUAUAAUGUAUUGCAAUCCAAUUGAUUUUCUAGGAAAUGAUGAUAGAUCUAAAUAUGAAAAGUAUCUCAAAAAUACCUUUUUUUAAAGAGAACUUCAAUGAAGACUUUAUUUCAGCAUUAGCCUCUAAGUUUGUAGAAGAAAAAUUAGUUCCAUAUAAUACAAUAUUUUAAAAAAAUGAUCCCAGCAAUUUUUUAUAUAUAUUAUGUGAUGGUGAAAUUGAAUAUUUUGUUGAGAUUCCAGAAGGAUCAGCCAAUAUAUUAAGUAUCCAAAUCAUUUCUGGAUAAGAUUAGAUAUUUGGAUAAUAAGAAUUUCUAUUGGAUUAAAAUUAUGAAAUUAAUUGUAGAUCAUUGACAUCUUCUAGGAUUUUAAAAAUAUCUAAAAAUGAUUUCUAAAACAUUGCAAAAAAAUAUGGCUAUGUAUAAAUCAUUUGAAUUAUAGGAAAAAUAUUGUUAACUAAAAGAUCUUGUCAAAUUUUCUGGUAGAUUUGAUGAAUUCCAUUUACAUUGUGUUGGAUGCAAUAAAUCAACUCAUAUGCUAUAUCAAUGUCCAAUGUUAACUGGUUUUCCAAAUAAAACAAAAAUUAUAAUUUAAUAUAGAAAAAAUUAAACUCAAGAAAGAAAAUAUUUUAGUAGAAAAAAUAUUAAUAGAAGAUUAUCAUCUUUAAUUUUUGAAGCUUAGAUAUCAGAUACUGUUUUGUAUUAUUUAAUGCAAGAUCCAAAAUUGUCUUAAUAAAUUAGUUCAAAGUACUUUAUCUCGUCACUAAAAUAAUAACAGCAUUAAAAAGAUCAAAUUAAAGAUAUUCAGAAGGAUUAUCCAAAUUUAUAAAUUGAUGGAACCAUGAAUAAUAAAAAAUUAUCCAUUUUGAAUAUCAAGGCUAGAAAAUAAUCAUCGUAUAUAAAAAGGUUACCUGGAUUUUUAAGUAAUUCUCUUUUAAAUUUUAAAUCUAUGCAAGAAGACAAAAUUAAAGCUGCUUUGGAAUCAAUUUCAAAAAAUGUUUCUGGUUGUGAAUCAGAAUAAUAAACUCCAUAACUUAAAGAAUUAAAAAAGUUUAAGACCAAUAUAGAUAAAAAUUAAGAUGAAAUUAAUCCAAUAGAACAUAAUAAAAUAACUUAGGAUGUAGCAAAAUCUCUUCUUUUUAAAUCAAUUAAUUAAUCUACAAAAUAAUUCCAAUAUAAUGUUCCACCUACAUUAAGUGAGAUGCAAAAUUCUUCAUUUUCUGAAGAUAGCUUAUCUUCUUCAUCAGAAUUGAAGGAAAUAAGUCCAGCAAUUGACUUUAUAAAUUAAUAAUAUAUGGGAACUUACAAAGAUAUUUAUGAAGAAUUUGAUAAAUGCUAGGAUUUUUAAAAUUACAUGACUCAUAUGAAUUCUCAUAAAAUUUUAGAAUAAUUAAAUCAAAAUAAAGAUUGUUAGAACUUCACAGAUUUCAUGAUAGUUAAUUUUGUUAAAAAACGUAGAUCCAAAAGAACAAAAUUAAUUAUUAAAAUAGAAGAUUGA